Drosophila mauritiana is the source of this 471-nucleotide messenger RNA. RefSeq lists its product as uncharacterized. The transcript has 2 exons. Lineage: Eukaryota; Metazoa; Arthropoda; Insecta; Diptera; Drosophilidae. The record is from RefSeq and is a predicted model, not a curated record. The coding region runs from base 1 to 471 and encodes 156 amino acids.
AUGUCCAACUCGAAACUACCGAUCUGCAUUGUGUGGGAUCGUUCGUGGAAACGCUAUAUCGAUAGCAUUCAGAUACUAAGUGGCUCUGUACGGGGCAAGCCAGAGAACGAGAAUGACGGUGGAAACAGAAUCCUGGACAUCCGACGCCAGCCACCAGAAUGGUGUCACAACUAUAUGAGCACCUUUAGGGAGAACACAUCGAGCAGCAUGAUCUGCGCUGGGGACACGAAAAGUAAUCUAUGCAACGCGGACUCCAGUAGUCCUCUGGGAGCCAUGGUGGUUCACAAAAAGAUACAGAGAUAUGUCCAGAUCGGCAUUGCCACAAUGAAUCAAAGGUGCAACAUGCCCAGUAUAUACACGGAUGUGCUAAGCCACAUGGACUUUAUCCUGCGAGCAUGGCGGUAUUAUAGCAAAGGUCACAGUUCCUCAGAAUCUAGUUCAGCGAAAAAGUCACCGACUAAUAAAAAAUGA